Molecule: messenger RNA, 2686 nt
Organism: Triticum urartu
Lineage: Eukaryota; Viridiplantae; Streptophyta; Magnoliopsida; Poales; Poaceae
Source: RefSeq, a predicted model, not a curated record
GGUUUGGGUCCUACCUGCUUGGGCUCAACAAGAAGACCUACGAAAUGUCGGGAGUGGAUAUGGAAGGCAACGUGGGGCACAAGGAGCCUGGCCUUGCGUGGAUGAUCGGUUUCCUCCUCGCCGUGAGCUUCGUAGGCAUUCUUGCGCUCGUCCCUCUAAGGAAGAUUUUGGUAAUUGACUACAAGUUAAUUUACCCAAGCGGGACAGCAACCGCCGUGCUUAUAAAUGGAUUUCAUGCAGCUCAGGAAGAUCAACUGGCAAAGAUGCAAGUGAAAGGAUUUACAAAAUACUUUACAAUCAGUUUCUUUUGGAGCGUGUUCCAGUGGUUCUUCUCUGGUGGAGAUAAUUGCGGGUUUUCGCAGUUUCCCACUCUUGGACUACGAGCUUGGAAACAUACAUUCUUCUUCGAUUUCAACCUCACAUAUGUUGGCGCUGGGAUGAUUUGCCCGUACCUUAUCAAUGCGUCUCUACUUCUCGGUUCCGUCCUGUCUUGGGGUGUAAUGUGGCCACUGAUAGCUGGUUUGAAAGGGGACUGGUAUCCGGCAGAUUUACCAGAAAGCAGCAUGAGAAGCCUGCAAGGAUACAAGGCCUUCAUCUGUGUAGCUCUGAUCCUAGGGGACGGCGUAUACAAUUUUACCAAGAUUUUUGUGACCACAAUUAAGAGUCUAGUUGCAAAAUCAUCAACACAGAAGAAUGAAAAGAUAGAGCAAGAUAUCGAUGACAUUCAGCGUAGUGAAGUUUUUGCAAGAGACAGUCUCCCUAACUGGCUGGCCUGCUGUGGUUACGUCGUAUUAGCAAUUGCAGCAGCAAUCACCGUUACCUUGAUGUUCCCUGAGAUGAAGUGGUACUAUGCAGUUAUGGCCUACGUUUUGGCUCCUGCCCUCGGUUUCUCCAAUGCCUAUGGAGCCGGCCUUACUGACAUCAACAUGGCCGCAAAUUAUGGCAAGAUUGCGCUACUCGUUCUUGCGGCCACAGCUGGAAAGGAUUCUGGCGUUGUCGCUGGCCUGACUCGCCGCUGCCUGGUAGGCUGCGGUAUGGUGAAAUGCUUGACGUCGAUAUCUGCCGAUCUGAUGCAGGAUUUCAAAACUGGACAUCUUACAUUGACCUUGCCAAGAUCAAUGCUUAUUGCUCAGAUCAUUGGAACCGCCAUGGGGUGUGUUAUCUCACCACUGACAUUCUUUGUGUUCUACAGAGCCUUUGACAUAGGCAACCAAGAAGGGCCCUGGAAGGCGCCGUAUGCUCUAAUAUACCGGAACAUUGCGAUUCUUGGAGUCGAAGGCUUCUCGGCUCUGCCCAUGCAUUGCUUGAAGCUGUGCUAUGGUUUCUUUGGCUUUGCUGUGGCCGCCAACCUUAUGAGGGACUUCCUUCCUUCCAAGUAUGCUAGAUGGGUUCCGCUACCAAUGGCAAUGGGAUUUCCUUUCCUUGCAGGCGCGAGCUUUGCCAUUGACAUGUGUGUCGGGAGCUUGAUAGUCUAUGUAUGGAACAAGAUUGAUAGACGUAAUGCGGUACCAAUGGUGCCAGCAGUUGCAUCUGGUUUGAUAUGUGGGGAUGGUCUUUGGAUCUUCCCUGCAUCCUUACUUGCACUGGCCAAGGUCAAUCCACCAAUGUUCAUGGCAUUUGCUUCUACACACUAAACGGGCCAGUAAACAUGGUCCAUAGCAUGCAAUAAGUUGAAUGAUAGGAUGAUGAUGAUGCAGCAAUUGCCAAAUCAAAUUGAGUAUCCAGUUAUUCUCUGUAAACUUUAUCAUUAUACAGUAUAUUUAUACCAAUGAGGGUAAUCAAAUUAAGGUGUAUUUUACCACUUAUAUUUUGUGUCGUCACAAUGGUUUUACCAACUAACUUGCAACCAACAUUUGUACCACUUUGUACCAUCUCAGAGUUUGCUGCAGUUGUGCCAAGAAGAAUGAGGUUCUCGCACGAAAAAUGGCGAGGCAGAUCAGCGGCAGGAACAUAACUGUACAACCAAGUAGUAAACAUGGCUAGUAUGAUCUGCUUCCACUUGAAAUUCAGUUUUCGUGACCAUAAGCUCUCAGGCAACCUGUAUCGAAACUGUAACACCAUAGCUCUUGUUUUGGACAGGUCUUCCUGUACAUGAGCAUGAGCCGCUAAUAAGCUUCAGGGUUAGUUGAGUAGUGGCUGCACCCUCGUGUGCUGCAUGUUGUAUAAAUGUAACACUUGAUGACUGCAUACAAACUGUAUAUUCAAUCUCUCUCAUUUAUCUGCUGAGUAGAAUUCACUUAUCUUAUCCAUUUUCAAGUGUGACCAUACUACUGGAACUCCAAGAAAUAUAACACUCAGCCUACUGUGAGGAGCCAUACAGUUCCAUCAGUGUCAGGUGGUUUUGCUGGUGGUAGGGAGGAAGAAACAAUACCAGACAUGUUCAUGGGAAUCCCACUUCCUCCAAAAUCUGUACGAGCACCACUGUGCAGAGAAAAUAUGCAGGACAAAGAUCAUAUGCAGUACUUUUGGACCUAAGCCUGUUGCCGCUACCGUACUGAAGGGACCAAGAAUUCGCCUAUGAUACCCAGAGGGACAAGGUAAUGCCCAGUAUACAUGUACCUCAAAGGAAACAUUUAGGGCCUGUUUGGACCAGCGUUUUCGUUUCAAAUACCUCUGUAAAAAAUACAUGCCUCGCUCGGUCGUUUCGUUUUCUGGCCGGAAAUUGCUCACUAGCCGGUAAGUUACA